GCCAGGUAACACUCUCUUGUCACAUGACUGACUAGCGGUAGUUAUAGCCAACGCUAACUGUGUUGCUAGCUUCUCUUUCUCGUCCGGUUUUUGUUAUUUACUUGCCAAGAAGUUUGCUUCAAAAAAUGUCUAGAGCUGCUGGUAGGUCUCAGGAGAGCAAACUAGAUCCCCUUUGUUCUCCGUCACACCGGUCUGGAAACCAAAUAUCCCGACAAGGAGCGCCGCAUGUCGGCCCGGGUCACUAUGACAACCAUAAGAUUGGCACCAUAGUUUAUGACUUAGAGAAGAGACCUGUGAGUAAGAAAGGAUAUUCUCUGUGUGCGAGGACUGCAGCGCGCUUUCCACCAUGUAACAAGGCAGCGACCCCUUCACCGCAGCAGUACCAGCAGGAUCAAGCCAGAUCCAGAGUCAUCCCUCCUGGUAAAACACCUUUCAGCUCAACCACACAGAGGUUCAGCAGCAUGCCAAGUACAGCCGAGGACAGUCCAGGGCCUGGAACGUACGCUCACGAUGUGGUGACAAACAGGAAAGUGAGCUGGCCGAUGUGCUUUGGGAGCCCAGACUGGUCCAGACUGCCUCAGAUUGACAAGAAGUCACUCAGGGUAAAUCUAACCGGUAAAAAGGAGUUCCUUAAGCAGAGGAACAGAGUGGCCUACCUAAGUCUGUACUAUUAACUCUAAAGCCGACGAAUAAAAACCCAUCGUGAUGUCGACACAA
Messenger RNA from Acanthochromis polyacanthus (spiny chromis), 717 nucleotides. Its product is annotated as protein pitchfork. The transcript has 5 exons. Gene Ontology annotation, biological process: regulation of cell projection organization. Gene Ontology annotation, molecular function: cytoskeletal protein binding. Gene Ontology annotation, cellular component: ciliary basal body. The record is from RefSeq and is a predicted model, not a curated record. NCBI's taxonomy places the organism in Eukaryota, Metazoa, Chordata, Actinopteri, Pomacentridae. The coding region runs from base 126 to 674 and encodes 182 amino acids.